Messenger RNA from Oldenlandia corymbosa var. corymbosa, 375 nucleotides. The record is from the annotation of a GenBank genome assembly. NCBI's taxonomy places the organism in Eukaryota, Viridiplantae, Streptophyta, Magnoliopsida, Gentianales, Rubiaceae.
AUGGUUCAUUUGCUAAGUGUUGAUACCAAAGAUGAUGGAAGAUUGAAACAAAAGUUAGACGUGCUUAAAUCAAGUCGACGGAACUACCCGAUCACAAUGCUAAAAUCAUUGAUCAUAGAUAUUGGAGCUCAAGAAGAAUCGCAAAAGGCGGACAAAAUUCCUUGGAUAAUGUAUUUAUGCUUGGAAAGUAUAGAAGUUCAUCCAUACGUCGGAAAACUCGUCGAGCGGCAAGGAAAGUCGACAACAAAUAUAAGGAUUCCAUCAAGCUUUGUGUUGGCCAGUAACCAAGUCGACAGUAGGUCGUCGAGCUUUGCAUCGGCCAGCAACCAAGUCAAUAGGGGCUUUGCAUCGGCCAGCAAGCAAGUCGACGGCUGA